Molecule: messenger RNA, 4310 nt
Organism: Misgurnus anguillicaudatus (oriental weatherfish)
Lineage: Eukaryota; Metazoa; Chordata; Actinopteri; Cypriniformes; Cobitidae
Gene: amotl2a
Product: angiomotin like 2a
Biological process (GO): actin cytoskeleton organization; establishment of cell polarity involved in ameboidal cell migration; regulation of cell migration
Cellular component (GO): plasma membrane; bicellular tight junction; cytoplasmic vesicle
Source: RefSeq, a predicted model, not a curated record
UCGCAUUCCAGGGGCCGUGAACAAUCGGAGCUCGGUCAUUUAUUAGCGGAGCCCCUCCCAUUCUGCUCUCAGUCUGCUGGAGUAGCUCUCCAGACGCGCACGCAUCUGAAACAUACGCAUGGAAAUAUAACCCCGUACUCAACGGAUUUUCUUAAGGAUUAUAUUAUUAAACUCAUAAGCGAGUCCAGAACACCGUGCGUAACUUUAAUUUGUGAUGCGACGGUAAUUUGGUACGGAGUACAGUCAGAAGAUCCCUUAUAACAGAGUGACAUUGAUUGCUGUUGUGCAAAAAUGAGAACCGCUGAGGAUUCAUCAGGCACUGUGCUGCACCGGCUGAUUCAAGAGCAGCUACGUUAUGGGAACCCCACUGAUCCCACUCUGUUGGCCAUCCAGCAGCAGGCUCUGCGUGGAGGCAGCAGCGGUGGUGGUUCGGGUAGCCCUCGUUCGUCCCUGGAGAGUCUAACGCAAGAGGAAUCUCUUUCCCCCCAGCUGUCCACCAGACAGGAGCCUCAGGGCCAAGAGCAUCAGGGCGACUACCAGCAUCUAGAGAGUCCCAUCUGCCACCUCUAUCAGCUCCACACAGAGGAGCUGCCUACUUAUGAAGAGGCAAAAGCUCACUCGCAGUACCUGGCCUACCAGAGAGGGCAGGCAGGACUUCAGCAAAGCAGUCUGAAGACCUCCGGAGUAGUCGAAGUGGCUGAGCAGGACAACGGCAUGUGGGAUAUGAAACGGGAGCAUGCUCGCUCGCUCAGCGAACGCCUAAUGCAGCUCUCGCUGGAGAGGAAUUCUACCCAUGACAAUAUUCACAUGAGCUCAUCACAUAGCUACCCCCAGCUCUCAAAUAGUCAUCCUGGUCCUGUUUCAAAUGAAAGAUCAAUUCAUGAGCCAGAUCAACGUGGCCCUCCCCCCGAGUAUCCCUUCAUGGUGAGAUCCCCUGGAUAUAUGGUUAGUCAUUCACAAGAACACGGACACUUUUACAAGGAGCCCCCUCCAGCUUUCCACUCUCAGCAUCACAGGUUAUUUCCGACCCAGUCACAAAUGCCUCACCAUAGCGGCCUGCCCGUGGUGACCCCUGCUGGUCAGGAUGUCAUCGUUGGAGGAUACAGCAUUCCCAUGAACAAUUUUCAAAUGGAGCAACUGAUUAGAGAGAAUGAGAGAUUGAAAGGAGAAGUGGAAAGUUACAGUGAGAAGGCAGCAAAGUUACAGAAGCUGGAACAAGAGAUUCAGAGGAUAUCUGAGGCAUAUGAGACACUCAUGAAGGGGUCUGCAAAGAGAGAAGCUCUUGAGAAAACCAUGAGGAACAAGCUAGAGAGUGAGAUCAAGCGACUUCAUGACUUUAACAGAGACCUCAGGGACCGCCUGGAAACGGCCAACAAACAGAGAGCAGCCAUGGAAGUUGAAGACAAGAGUCGGCAUGCCUUUGCCAAACUGGUUGAGCAAAAUGAGGAUCACCAGCGGGAGCGUGAACGACUGGAAAAGGAAGUGCAACAUUUGAGAGGCUCGGGAGAAGAAUGGAAGAGGCGCAGAGAAGCACUGGAGCAGGCACUGAUCUCUGCUCAGACACGGAAUAGGCAGCUAGAGGAAGAGCUACGUAGGAAGAGAGCUUACGUGGAAAAAGUGGAGAGGAUGCAGAGCGCCCUGGCACAGUUGCAGGCAGCAUGUGAAAAGAGGGAAUCUCUGGAACUACGGCUACGGACCAGAUUGGAACAGGAGUUGAAGAAUCUGAGAGCUCAGCAGUGGCAGUCUCAAGGUCAACAAAUAAGCCCUGGGUCCGUCUCAAACCUGAGCAUGUCAUCUCUACAACAGCAGCUGAGAGAGAGAGAGGAACAGGUUCUGGCCCUGGAGGCCGACAUCACCCGCUGGGAGCAAAAAUAUCUUGAGGAGAGCACAAUGCGUCAGUUUGCCAUGGAUGCGGCCGCUACUGCAGCAGCCCAGAGGGAUACAACCAUCAUCAAUCACUCACCUCGCCAUUCACCCAACAGCAGCUUCAACGAUGACCUGCCGUCCCCCAACCAGAGGCAUCAAGAAAUGGAAAACAGGAUUCGAGCUCUUUAUGCUCAACUGUUGGAGAAGGAUGCCGUUAUCAAGGUCCUGCAGCAGCGCUCACGACGAGAGCAAGUUCGACCUGAGCAGCAAGGCCUACGCCCUGCGCGAUCCGUCCCCUCCAUCAACACAGCUGCCAACACUGCGGCGACCAGAAUUAAAGGGAAGAGCCUCUCGGAUGACCAGACAACAGCCGCGGUAUUGCCCCCAUUGCCCCAUCCACUUUCCAAAACCCAGUGUCGGGACACCAGCACCCAGUGUGAUACGUCAAUAGAUGAGAGCAAGACUUUAGCAGAACCUGCUGCUACUGCUUCUGCUCCAGAACCUUCAAUUGCCCCCAGCUUUGAUUCUAACUCUCUGGGACAUCUCAACACAACCAAGAUCAGCAGCAGUGUUGAAAAUGAAAUGGUGGAGAUUCUCAUCUAAAAAGGGAAGAGAUCUGAAAUGAACAUUGAUCAGCUUGAUGCUGUCUGCUGCUCUUACACAGAAGAUUUUCCCUUCUUCUUCAUGAGGACUUACCAUGUGCGUGCUUAAGAAGACAGCUCGCCAAUGGAGCCGGUCAGCGUUGGCAUCAGGAAGCCAAGAGAGAAGUUUGUGGGAUGAACCGCAAACUGAUCUUUAGUGAAGGAGAGCUGAGCUCCCUUGAUGAUUUCUCCACAAAAGAAAAGUGUUUCAUCUCAGCUGGUGCCUCUCAACCAGCUGGACUGUGAGAUGUACAUAUGUCUGAAUCUGAGGUACUUGGACAGUACUCCGCAGAUCUCUAAAAAGCUACAGUGAAAUGCAUACGUGCAUUUAAACACAUUGUAUAUGUUUCUUUUUAUGCAAUUUAUUUAUGAAUAUUGCUGCUGAGUGUGUGAUGUCAAUUUGUGAGUUUAGUUUCGAGUGUUGUAAGAAAUAGGAACGAAAUGUACAAACUAUCCCGCUGUUGUGAUUUUUAUUGCUUUCUAUACAGUUUAUCCAUCUAAGUAUAUCGGCCCAUGUAAGACUAUAUCCCACAUUCCUAGUUAAAAACGCAGACAAAUAUAUCUCGCCUUUACAUGUUCCAUGUAUAGAAGAUAUGCCAUCACAACUGCUUCAUCCUUAAAUAUCAAGAAAAGAAUAGUUUGGAUUGUGGGAAGCCAACUAACCAGCCGUUAGGCUUAGGAUUAGACAAUUUACCAGAAUAGUUAGGUAAAUAGCAUAUGAUGAACAGCACUCCCUUUGACUAAAUUAUCAUUACAGUUGUUGUUCUUUUUAUAAUUGACUGACUAUUUGCGCUCCCUGAUUUAAGCAAGGAAUGGGAAGCUUCCUUUUGUGGACAGUGGAAGGGUGCACAUGUCUGCUCUUUUAGGAACACUUAGGGGGUAGCGUUAUCCUUCGAAGGGAUGGGUGCUGAUGUUUCGAAUGCCAUAUUAUUAUUAUUUUGUACCCCAAACUGCAACCAUUAGACAUACCGCUCGCUCGCAGACGAGCCGGAGCUAAUCUUUCCACAUUCCUCCAUGGUGGAAUGCCCCUGCUCAGAGGAAAAAGGCUAUCUAGAGUCUGACCCUUGGCCCUGUUUAAAACGGUUGGCAUUAAGACCACCACACUCUUUUCGGAUCUGUUUAUUUUCGUAGUGCUGUGGUAGCUGGAUCUACCGUAUGCAUCUAAAUGGAAAAGUAGAAACAAACAUGUGCCUGGUUCUCCAGUCUAGCAACUGUGACAAGCCUUGAGAGGUUUCAACAUUUCUGUUGUUCUGCCAACAUUUGUUUUCAUCUUACAUUUGUAUUGGUUAUUAUGGUGGGAUGAUGGUGUAAACUAAACUAGCUACCAUUUUUACCAGCUUGUUGUGGUAAGCUAGGAUAAUGAGUGUCUUAUUUAUGUGGGUAAUAAUUAUUUUACCAUGUUAAUUUAUCCUUUUCUCACUGAUAUUAAAUGUUACUUGUAUUUUCCUAUUGACUCCGACGCAAAGCAUUUGCUGGUCAAUGUUUUGUAAAGGAGCCAUGUUUUUUGUUCACUACUUGGACUGUUUACAGAAAGGGCUGUUUUGAAACGAGAGAAUUUAAUAUAUUUUGUAUAUUAUUUUACUUUUUGGUAUUUAGUGAUGCAAACUCGACGCCAAAGAUUUGCAUCACAAUUAAGUUAUGUAAUAAAAAUAUCAGCAUUAGCGACGCGAAAUGUAGAAACGCAGUUCAAACUGGUUGACCCAUAUUUGAAUGUUGCUGUGAACUUCAAGAAUGGGGAAUGUUUUGUAUGUCAUUAACAUUUCUGUAAUUCGAAUAAAACUUUAAUAUAUAUCUUUACAAGUA